Molecule: messenger RNA, 2293 nt
Organism: Linum tenue
Lineage: Eukaryota; Viridiplantae; Streptophyta; Magnoliopsida; Malpighiales; Linaceae
Source: the annotation of a GenBank genome assembly
GUGAUUUUGAAUAUAUCAGUACGACAUUCUCUCUCCCUUCCAGUCGAGGAAAAAAACCCUAACCUUCCUCCUCUGACCUCUCCCUCUGGUUCCCGGUUCUCAUACUUCGACUUUUGCUCGUGCCCUGCUUUUUCGUUUUUGCUGAGGCUGCCUUUUUGGUUCAAACCCGGAGAAACGAAAAUGUCUAGCGCUCUGGAUAUGUCCCUCGACGACAUCAUCAAGAACAAUAAGAAGCCCGGAUCUGGCAACUCUCGCGGCCGUGGACGAGGUUCUGGACCGGGCCCUGCUCGCCGGAUCCCCAAUCGGGGAUUCAAUCGGCCGGCUCCCUAUGCAGCUCCUAUGGCUACGGAAACAGCGUGGCAGCACGACAUGUUCGCGGGUGCAGCUAUGGCUUUCCCAGCACAACCCGCUCAGACCUCCGCUAUUGAGACGGGAACUAAGCUCUACAUCUCGAAUCUUGAUUACGGCGUCUCGAAUGAAGACGUAAAGGAACUGUUUUCUGAAGUUGGUGAUUUGAAACGGUAUGCAAUCCAUUAUGAUAGAAGCGGGAGAUCAAAGGGAACGGCAGAAGUUGUCUUCUCCAGGAGGGCCGAUGCACUUGCAGCCGUGAAGAGAUACAACAAUGUUCAGUUGGAUGGGAAACCGAUGAAGAUAGAGAUUGUGGGAACAAAUGUUGUCACCCCUGCUGUGCCUCCCGUUAUUACUGGAAAUUUCGGGAACCCAAUUGCACCGGUUGUACUUGGCAGAGGAGGUCAAGGCAGGGGCGGUGCUUUCGCUCGGCCACGUGGUGGCCGUGGUGGUGGUCGUGGAUUCGGAAGGGGUCGUGGGCGGAGAACUGGGGGCCGUGGCGGUGAAAAGAUAUCCGCUGAUGAUCUGGAUGCCGAGUUGGAGAAAUAUCAUUCAGAAGCAAUGCAAGAGAGUUAAGGGCUUUUCCUUUUACUUGUUAUUGUUGGGGGUGAUCUUAUGGAGCAAUGCUCUUAGAUAUUUGACAAAGUUCUGUAGUGAAUUGUCAUUGAUGUUAGUAAGAGUCUUUGCUCUGGAGUGUGGGAUUUUAAUUAUCAGUUGUUCAUUGACUUGGUUAUGGGAAUGUGUGGGUAGUGUGGACAACUUUCAGUGUGUAAUGGUACUUGUGAUUGUAGUUUGGUCAGCUUCUUGAAUAGUUCCGUGCUUAAAGCCGCGGCAAUAGGAAGUGGACCCUUUCUCGGUUUACUUCAUCCAUACACCAAAGAACUGCUGUCUGCAAGCCCAGAGAGCUUCAUUACAGUCUUUGGAGGGUUGCCACCUCCAUCGUAGAGACCGCAAUUGAGGUAGAUUUGAAUUCAUACUUUAAUUUUUUGGGCAACUUCUAGAGCUGUUAUUACUUGUUUGUCUUGCUAUGGUUUGAACCUAUAGAAUCUACAACUGCUCCCUUAUCUGGAAUCUGCACAUAUAUGUAUAAAUGAAGUGAUGUUGAACGUACAGGUGAAGAUGAAACUGGGUACAUUGGGUUCCUGUGUAGGAAUCCUGUCGGUGGUUGCUUUUCAACGACGCUUUAUGUUUGAGAGGAUUUUGCUGCCACUCUGGUCUGCUUACGGUUGUUGGCCAUGUAGUCUUGUUGUUUCUAACCAAUAUAGUUUUGUGGUGGCUGGUGCAUGUGUAUGAUGCAUAUUCACAAGCAAAAGUAGAGAUCAUCCAUGUUCUAAUGGCGGAAUCUUUUGUAAAGAGUUGUUGCUGAGUUGGUGCUCCUUUGGGUGGCUGCUUUUUAGUCCUCAGAGUCGAGUUCAUAUUUUUCCAGAGUAUCCAUUGAUGCCAUGGAGAUAUGAUUUGAGAGGUUAUUAUUCUUUGGUUAGCAAUGCGGUGGGAGGACCUGUUAUCAGUUGAUUUGCAGCAAUGUUGUGAUUCAUCAGGUCGCCUUGUUCUUAAAAGACUUAACCUGGAUAUAGUGUGUUGUGGAUGAAGUAAGAUGAACCUUGGUCGAUGUAGGUACAGGUUUUUGACGCGAAGAUGAUGACUGUCGGUUCUGUGUUACCAUUCUCUAAGCAGAAAGCUUGUCAACGAAAAAGAUAAGUGUCGUAUCCUUCUCUUGAUGUGUACAUGUGUAUGGAAAUUGUUAGUUGGAUGAAACCCUAUCUUAUGGAUAACGGUAUACUGUAAUUUUCAAGAUACUGGGUAUCAGCCUAUGUUACAAGAGUUUGGACGGGAGCGCCUCUAUGGAUGGGGGACUGUAGGGUGGAUUUUUAUUGAUCCUCAAACCUGGGCUGUGUAAGACUGUAAGUGAUGUCUGUUAGACUGUUACUAAUGAAAUACAAAACGA